Messenger RNA from Neospora caninum, 900 nucleotides. RefSeq lists its product as hypothetical. Lineage: Eukaryota; Apicomplexa; Conoidasida; Eucoccidiorida; Sarcocystidae. Gene Ontology annotation, biological process: DNA transposition. The transcript is spliced from 2 exons. The record is from RefSeq and is a predicted model, not a curated record. Gene Ontology annotation, molecular function: DNA binding; transposase activity. The coding region runs from base 1 to 900 and encodes 299 amino acids.
AUGACGAGGAACAUUUACUCGAAUGAGGAGAGGCUGCAAAUCCUGAGGGAUACAGAUCAUCUCAGCGUCAAAGAUGCCGCUAGGAUGGCAGGUGUCACUACAUUCACGAUAAGGCACUGGAGGCGGAACAGGGCAAAGUUUCUGUCCGGGCCACCAGAUGAACGUCGACGCGUUGAAGUAGUGCCGUUAUCUCAGUUCGAGACAGCACUCAUUCAAGCGCUCGAAGGACGUGCAGGGAGACGAGGGAAAUACUCACGGCAAGAGCUGAACCGGUAUGAGUCGGUGCGAUCUCUCUCAAAACGGUUCAAGCUUCGUAAAGGUGUAAUUUCUCGGUCUUGGAUCGAUCGAUUCAUCAAGCGUCGACGACUGACACUGAGGGAGAAGUUACUCCGAAGUAGAGGUGCCGCUCGUAUCCCGAAGGAAGCACAAUCGACGAAACGCCACGUGGCCAGGUCAUCCGCAAAAAAGUCUGCGCGCAGGAACCAUCUACCGCCAACCAGCACCAUGGCAAGGAUGGCUUCGAGGAAAAGGAUGCCACUUGACAGAAAAGAGCUGGGUCGGGGGCCAAGUGAACCAGAGCCAACAGCAGACGCGCCUCGCUCACAAAGCCUCUCAGAUAUUCUGCUGGGUAUCGCUGACGCUGCGUACCUGCUGUCAAGCCCGCUGCCUACUCAUGAGGAACUGUUCAACCUGCAGCGGGAGUUUAUUCGGGAACAACGAAACAAAACUCUCGAUGAGCACCUGUUGUCGCCGAACGACAUUGUGCGGGAUUCUGACUGCAGCGAUACAUCGACAUCCUACGCUCCCCGUCCAUGGCCGUUCAUUUCGCUUGUCCCGGAUACCUGGACUCAGUCUUCGUCCACCUCUUUUUGCCCGUGGCGUUUCCAAACCCACGAAUGA